This is a messenger RNA of Diceros bicornis minor, 5505 nucleotides long. It is a transcript of the gene TMEM200C, whose product is annotated as transmembrane protein 200C. Lineage: Eukaryota; Metazoa; Chordata; Mammalia; Perissodactyla; Rhinocerotidae. The record is from RefSeq and is a predicted model, not a curated record. The transcript is spliced from 2 exons. The coding region runs from base 853 to 2643 and encodes 596 amino acids.
GGAGGCGCACGAGGCGACCCUCCGGGAGGGCGGCCCUUUCUCCGGCCCUCUCCGGCUCCCGCUCAGACAGGUAGUUGGAGGAAAAAGAACAAAGCUCCUCGCGAGGGCAGGCGGCGGUCCCGGGGCGCCCCCGGGGCGGGGAGGCCGAGGCCGAGGCGCACCGCCACCCCCCGCCUGCCCAGGCCUCCACGUCCCCGGGCAGGGUUCUUCCGAAGGGACGGGCGGCCGGCCGCGGAGGGGCGGGGGGGCGCCCGGCGGGGGCGGGGGCGCCCGGAGCGGCGGAGUCGGCGGGUACCGACUGCCAUCCUGCAGCAAUUUCCCUGUGUCAUGGCUCCGGUCUCUUAGCAACAGCCGCGAGUCCGGCCGCCCCGAGCGCCGAGCCGCCGCCGCCGCGGGCUCCACUGCGCCCGGCGGAGCCCGGCGCGCCGCAGCCGCACAAAGGGGCGCGGGUCGGCCCAGGAGCGCCGCAGCGGGCACGCCGGGAGGCGCCGCGGGGGGCGAGGAGGCUCCGAGGCGGGAUGCAGGAUGCGGAGGACCUGACAGUUCUUGGAAACUCUUGGAAAUGGCUCGCGCCACAGCACCAGAGGGAGCUGCGAGCCUGGGGCGGGCGCUCGCCUCCGCAGGGCUGCUGAGCCGCGCUCGGCCGGAGGGCCCCGAGGCGCUGUCCCUGCGCUCCGCCGUCGGCUCGGGCUGAAAAAGUUUCUCCAUGUUCCUUUGUGUCGCCCGAGCGCCCGUUCGCCGGCCCCGAGCUGCCCUGGCCGGAGGAGGUGGCGGAGCAGCUAGCGGGCAGCUGGCGCCCCCCCUGCACAAGCCUCUGCCCCGGGGACUAGCCCCGCACUCCACUGGUUCGCUAUGAUCGCCACCGGCGGCCUGCUGAGGAUUUCUGCCAGAAAGCAGGAUCCUCUCCGCCCCCCGAGCCAGGUCCCCAAGCGCAAGCGGAAAGCCAAGAAGAGGCGCAAGAACGACGUGGUGGUGGUGAAAGGCAGGCUGAAGCUGUGCUCCGUCUCUGGGCUCAUCGCCCUCUGCGGGAUCCUGGUGCUGCUGGUGGGCAUAGCCAUGGCGGUGGUGGGCUACUGGCCCACGGCCAACGGGGCCACUAGGGAGGGGGCGAAGCAGCUGCCGCCCGCGGGCAGCGGCCACCGCGUCCCGACCACGGCCAGUGGCAGCAGCACUGGCAGCAAGAACCGGUCCAGGAGCCACCCGGGGACUCCGGGGGGUGUCAACUCCAGUUCCCUGGGCGCGCCCAGGAGCACGCCUCCAGCGCGGUCCGCCGCCCCUUCUCCGUCCUCCUCCACGUCCGUGGGGUUCUUCUUCCGAGUCUUCUCCGGCUACCUGCACUCUGACAAGCUCAAAGUCUUCGGGCCCCUGAUCAUGGGCAUCGGCAUCUUUCUGUUCAUCUGCGCCAACGCGGUGCUCCACGAGAACCGAGACAAGAAGACCAAGGUCAUCAACCUGCGGGACCUGUACUCCACCGUCAUCGACGUGCACAGCCUCCGCGCCAAAGACCUGGCGGCCGCCGCCUCGACCCCGGCCCCCGCCUCGGCGCCCGCCGGGGCCGCGCCGCUCAACGGCUUCCUCGGCUACGUGCAGUCGCGGGGCCUGGAGCUGCAGGCCGCGGGCGGCGGCGGGGACGCCUUCGGGGCGGCGGCGAUGCCGGCGCGGGGCGGGGGCGCGGGCGGCGGCGCGGCCAGGAGCGCCGCGUCCCCGCCGGACCUGGCCUCGUCGCCGCGCUGCCCGCGGGAGACCCCGAGCCCGGCGGAGGCCGUGUACAGCAUCUACCGCGAGCGCUCGGGCGGGGCCGGCCGCCGCCGGGCCGCCGCCGCGGCCGCCAGCAGCAGCAGCCUGGCGCCCUGCAGCCCACCCCAGAGCUGGGGGCGCCCGAGCCCCGCCAGCCCCCGCGUGGGCUCCUCGCUCAGCGCCUUCGCGCUGCUACCCUUGCAAGGGGACCGCGACGGGGACGCGGACGGUGCGAGCUGCAGUUGGCAGGGGCCGCUUGAGGAACGCGGCUCCCAGGAGAUCCCGGGGGGCGAGGUCGACCUGAGCCCGACCGACCUCCGCGGCGCCCCGGCCGGCGCGCGCUGGGCGCCCGACGAGCCGGAAGAGCCCGAGGGCGCGGCGGCGGCGAGCACCGCCAGGGGGCAGGGCGGCCGCCUGCCCAGGACCGGCAGGUUCGCGGCCCCGCGGCGCCGCAGCACCAGCAGGCUCCCGGACCACCGGGCACCUCCGGCCCCCGAGCCCCCGCCUUCUCCGGGCAGCGCGGACCUGGACUCGAGCCUUCCGGCCAAAGCUGCCUCCCCCUCGCUCCCGCUGCGGCCAGAGGACUCGCCCCCCACCAGGCUGGACUCGCCGAGCUCCCUGUCGGACGACCGGUCCUGCAGCAGUAAGAGCUACAGCCCACUGCGGGAGGCCGGCACCUCCUUGGAGUCUGUUGUGGACGCAGUAGCCAGUAAAAGCCCAGACUGUGAGGCCGCCACCGCCCCGGGUGCGGAGCAGAGCCCCCCGGAGGGUCCCAGCCAAGAGCCACCCUCGGCCGAGCCGCCUCCGCCGGUGCAGAGGCAGUUUACAAACAGAGAGAAACUCUUCAUGAUUUCCCGGUCUCACGCCUUUGGGGUAGAGGACGAACUGGAAAGUACUGGCAUUUAGAGAAAGAGGGAGCCAGAGAGGAAAGGAGUGAGAAAUGGGAGGAAUGCCCACUUGAAUCAGUGAAUUGAACAGUUCCUCUUUCCUGGUGGACUUAUGGGAGGAAACCAUCCAGUACCCAAAGAGCUGCAGAAGGUUCUUGAAUUCCUUCACGAGAUUCCUGGAGACAACUCCAGGCAUUUUUUAAGAGCAAACUAGUCUUUUAUGUCCAAUGGUGACUGGUAUGUUCCAUAAAACCAAACGUAUCAAAAGGUCAGCAAUCUAGUGUGUUAGAUAAAAUCUUGAUUUUCUUAGGAUCAAAAUAAUAUAUUUUUGACAGCAAAUGUGCACUUUACUCCAACUUUUUUUUUUUGGAUCCCUAACUCCUGUACUCUGCCUCUGGUUUUGUCCAUAGCUGCUUGUAAAUGAUAAGCUUUUUUCCUCCUCUGCUUUUGCAGAGCAUAGAACGGUUUGUGUCAGUUCUCUCAGAGCUGAUGUUGAAGUGAAGUCAGAGCCGAAAGCAGGUGUGUGUCAGAAGACAGCACUUCCCUUGCCCCACCCCACCCUACUCCUCCAGCUGCCCAAAGCCCUCUUUAUUUUUCAAAAGGGUAUUAACAUUUUGCUACUAGAGUAUCUAAUGGAGACGCAGGAGGCCAGUGUGAGAUGGACUGUUCCGUCCCUAAAUUCACAGUAUCAAGUACACCACACUGUAUUGUUAUCACACCUGUAUUGAAAAUAGCAUUAAUAUUAAAAAUCUUUUUUAAUAAAAGAAGUUCCAAACAAACAGAUAAACAUAAUACUGCCUCAUUUUGCCCUGGAACUAAUGCUUCUAACACAUAAAGCAGUUAACAGUUCAUCUGGUAAAUUGAAAAUAUUUUUGCUAUGACACUGCUACUCUGAUUGUGGUUCGCUUCCCACAAAGUGCUCAGCACCAUCCUCAAUCAAUUUCCAGUAUAUUUUUAACUUUUAAAUAUAGGAUAGUAUUGAACAUUUGGGAGUUUCUCUUUCAAAUAGAAUAAACUAACUAAAUAGUUAUUUUCCAUAAUAUUUCUAGUUUACCUCGAAGUGUUAAUUUGCAGAACUCCAGAUUUAAUUGUUCCCCUUUUGUCCUCUUGGAGUUGACUUUGAUUUUUGACUCUAAGUUCAUGAUCUUGAAUCCAUGUCCUACAUAGGCUAAAAGGUAAUGUUUUAAUAAUUUGGUAGAUUGAUUACUCUUGAUUUUAUUAAAAGUCACUUAGUUAAUUUUCAAGAACAGUAGACAAAUAAUGUAACAUUCUGAUGCCCUCAUCCUUUGAGUGUGAGCUGAGAAUCUUGGGAAUGGUAUUACUUUUUUUCAGCCAUUCUAGUACAAGUUCUCCAUUUACACACAGCCAAGGCUAUCAUUGCAGGAGGUUAAAAUACUGAUUUUAAAGGAAAAUCCAGUCAAAGAUGUGGUCAUAUUAGGCCCCCUGGGCAAAGCGGUGUCCAGCGGAAACAGUGCAGAUUCAGGAAUGAGACUGGACCCGAGUGUUCAGCAUUUGCCAGCUGUGUAGCCUUGAACAAGUCACAAACGUUGAGUCUCAGUCAUCACAUCCACAAAGUGGGGAGAACCAGACACACCUCACAGAGCUGUGAGGGGUGGGACAAGGGAUUAUAUGGACAGAGCCAGCGGAGCAGAGUACUCGGCUCAGAGUUGUACUCAAUAAAUGGUCAUUAUUGUAAUUAUUAUCAUUAUAAUAUGUGGUCUGAAUGCGCGUUGUAGAAGAAUGGGCCUUCCCUUGACUGGAGCUCUAGAAAGCCUAGGCUGAAAUCUGGAAAAUCCAUUUAUCAUCUGCAUAGCCUGAGGCGAAUCUCUGCCUCUCUGGGCCUCUGGUGGAUGAUAGCAUCUCUAUGGUUGCCUUCAGCUCUGAAAGCUUCACUUAAAUUCAGGGUAUUUGUUUUGUCCCAGAUAUAAUCAUAUCAUAUCUGCACAUACAACUUUGCAAAGUGAAUAUACUUCAUAAACUACAGGUUAGGGUAACAUUCUGUAAUCAAUUUAAAAAAGGACCUAAUUUAUUCCCAGAUUGAACUUGCAUUAAGCUGAUAACUGACUUUAAAGCUGUGGAUUAAUUUAUUUGGCUCUUCUGUAUAGCAAAAGUGAGUUUCAACUAGUAAGACUGACAAGCAGGUGUGGUCAUACCUGCAGGCAGUGUUAAAUUUCAACAGUCUCAAUUGUUUCAUCACACAGAAAAAAAAUUUCAAAUUUCCCUAGUUUUUCUUCUCCAUUACUUUGCAUACUGGCAAUUUAUGUACUGAGAGAGUUUGAUGAGUUGUUUAAAAAGAAAAAUAGGUUCUAGUGCUCUAAAAUGCUGUUUCCAGUCCUCAGAAAAUGCACUGUGAGACACUGAGCAAAUAAUAAAGCAUUACCUCUUGGUGUAACUAAAGAGGGGUGGGCAGAAUAGUAUUGAUCCCUUACAAACCAGAAAAUUCAGUCCAACUAAUCAACUAAACUUAAUACUGAUUGUCUGAUUAUAGUAAUCAGAUUAAAUAAAAACUUCUAGCUCAUAUUGAUCUCAUGGACAUUAAGUAACUUCAGCAAACUAAUUUAGCUCAGUAUUGCGUUGCAUCUAUCGUAACCAUCAAGCAAUUUAACCAGAUUUUUCUCCCUGAAGAUGAAAAAGGAUGAGGCCAAUUUUCCAAAUCUUGGGAGGAGCUGGGCUUUCAUCAGACCUCAGAAAGAGACCCCUGCAAUUAUGGCCACAGUGAUACAAUCUUCCCUAUCGUAGGAGCAGAGAUCUUCUGCAAUAAUGAGGCUAAAUUUUUACUUACUACUUACUGUGGGCCAAGUUCUGUUCUACAUGCUUUAUACAUAUUAUCUCAGUUCCCUUUCACAGCAACUCUAUUGAGGUAGGAUUACUAUUAUCCCUA